CAUUGCACUUGUUUUGCUUUGUGUUUAAACGGAGAAAGCACAAGUUUUGUGUCCAUGCAAUUUUCUGAGGAGCGGCGAUUGAGUCUACACGGUUCUCAUGUUACAGUUAAGUUCACAGCGCCGCUCGGCAGAGCUUCAUUAUUCACUGUUAGUUGUAGGUGAAGGUUCCUGCUUAGAGAAAUGGCUGAAACUGCUCCAGCUCCCGCUGCAUCUCCAGCGAAAGCUCCCAAGAAGAAAGCGGCGUCCAAGCCCAAGAAAGCGGGCCCCAAUGUCCGCGACCUCAUCGUCAAGACUGUGACCGCAUCCAAGGAGAGGAACGGCGUGUCUCUCGCAGCCCUGAAGAAGGCUCUCUCUGCCGGCGGAUAUGAUGUGGAGAAAAACAACUCCCGCGUCAAGAUCGCCGUCAAGGCAUUGGUGACCAACGGCACUCUGGCCCAGACCAAAGGCACAGGCGCCUCCGGUUCAUUCAAGCUCAACAAGAAGCAAGCCGAGCCCAAGAAGGCAGCCAAGAAAACGGCCGCGAAAGCCAAGAAGCCCGCUGCCAAGAAACCCGCCGCUAAGAAAUCUCCUAAGAAGGUGAAGAAACCGGCGGCCACAUCGGUGAAGAAGGCGACAAAGAGCCCCAAGAAAGCCAAGAAGCCAGCGGCUGCCAAGAAGGCGACCAAGAGCCCCAAGGCAAAGAAACCAGCAGCUGCCAAGAAAGCAGCCAAGAGCCCCAAGAAGGUGAAGGCAGUCAAGCCCAAAACGGCUAAACCCAAGGCGGCGAAGCCUAAAAAGGCGGCUCCCAAGAAGAAGUAAUCGACACUAAGCUCGAUUCAUCCAAAAACUAAACGGCUCUUCUAAGAGCCACCAACUGGUUCAAACGAAAGAGCUUUAUUUCGGUGGUUACUGUUUAUUUUUUA
Danio aesculapii is the source of this 902-nucleotide messenger RNA. Its product is annotated as histone H1. The record is from RefSeq and is a predicted model, not a curated record. The transcript has a single exon. Gene Ontology annotation, biological process: nucleosome assembly. The annotation marks the transcript as partial. Lineage: Eukaryota; Metazoa; Chordata; Actinopteri; Cypriniformes; Danionidae. Gene Ontology annotation, molecular function: DNA binding; structural constituent of chromatin. Gene Ontology annotation, cellular component: nucleosome.